This is a messenger RNA of Phasianus colchicus (ring-necked pheasant), 1818 nucleotides long. RefSeq names its product actin binding Rho activating protein (gene ABRA). NCBI's taxonomy places the organism in Eukaryota, Metazoa, Chordata, Aves, Galliformes, Phasianidae. Gene Ontology annotation, cellular component: sarcomere. The record is from RefSeq and is a predicted model, not a curated record. Gene Ontology annotation, biological process: positive regulation of transcription by RNA polymerase II; positive regulation of Rho protein signal transduction. Gene Ontology annotation, molecular function: actin binding.
ACAACAACAACAACUUAUUUUUCUUGGAUAUAUGAGCAAUAAAAUGAAAUCACCUAGUAUCAUUUUAGAAAAUGCAUCUGAAGAUGUCUCAUUCAUAGACUGCUGACACUGUGAGGGAACCUUGCACUUGUGAUGCCCAGUGGUCUCUGCUCUGGCCAAAGUUGUCAGCAACUGACAGCAUCUAACAUGUAGUCAUUUCAGACUCCUUGUUCAGUAUCUUAAACACAAGUUAUGCACUUCCAGAAGACCAAGUCACUCACCAGCAAACUGGGAAUUGAACAGUCCCAGGGAAGAAAGCCCAAAGAAGCUGUGAAUUUCUCACUGUUCUUGCGCAGGCCUGUGUCACCCUGUCUACACUAUGCAUCAUUCAUCUGCUGUGAUGAAACGUGAUCCUGUUUUAAAAAAAGAACACCGUCAUAGUGAGGAUACUGUAUCUUUGUGAGAAGCGUUUCACAUAUUUUCCAUGGGCACAAACUGCUCCCGCUUCUAUUUAAACCUCUGCAGCUCUCUUUGCUGGACAUUACUUGCUUCAGAAAGUUCUUCUGCGAGGUGCUUAGCAGAAAGCUAAUCAGCAGAAUGGCUGCAGACAGCAACGUGGCUCCCGAGGAGAAGCCGAGCACAACUCCUGUGAAAAGAGCUGUCCACAAGAUCCGAACUGCCAGCCUUGUCUUCAGCUUGGCCCGAGGAUGGCAGCAGUGGGCAAGUGACCACAAUGUAAAGCAAGCCAAAGAACCCCCUGGGUGGGUCCCCACUGCAGGAGACGCAUCAGCUCAGUCAGUGCAAGAAAGACACUUCGAAAAAUGGCCAGUUCCAUCUACCAAGAGGGAUGAUGAAAAAUCCUCAGCAAAUGAACUGGUGACAACAGAUGCUGAAAAAAAAUCAAGAGAAUCUGAUGAAGCCCUUAAAAAGUUCAACAUUAAAAGCAAAGAGGUGCUGAAAACUGUUGUAAGUAAAGCCUAUGAACGAGCAAGUGAUGUUAACCUCCUCAGUGGCAGAUACGAGAACAACCACGGCAGCUCAGAGACGAUUGAGUUCAAAGAAGAAUCAAAUGGUAUUGACAAUAUUCUUAAUGGGAAGUUAUCUCCCACUAUAAGGAGAAAAUGUUUAAACAGAGUAUCAGACCUGAUUCAGGGCUUUGAAGAGGAGGACAAAUUAGGAACUAGGGAAGAACUGCUGUUGAAGUGCCAGGAUGACAGCAUGGAUGCAGAAGACAGUGGCUAUGGGGAAGCAGAAGACAGACUUGAGCCAGAGGACAACAGCCAAGAGGUGAUUCCUGUGAAGAUUAAACAACCAUCUCUCAUGAGCAGGUGCAGUGAAGAAAAAAGCAUCAAAGCUCAUAGGAAGUACAGUCCUGUUAGCAGCCUGAAGAACAGAUGGCAGGAAUGGGCAGACCAGCACAUCCUAACACAGAAGCUGAAUCCCUUCAGUGAAGAGUUUGACCACAAGCUGGCCAUGUCCACACGCCUGCACAAAGGAGACGAAGGCUACGGCCGGCCAAAGGAAGGCACCAAAACCGCUGAAAGAGCCAAGAGAGCAGAGGCUCACAUUCACAGGGAGAUUAGAGAUCUGUGUUUCAUCAUUAAAACCAUGGCUAAGCCACGGCGUGACGGCAAGAUCCAAGUCACUUUUGGGGAACUCUUUGAGAGAUACGUUCGUAUUUCAGAUAAGGUUGUUGGGAUUCUCAUGAGAGCCAGGAAACAUGGGCUGGUGGACUUCGAGGGAGAAAUGUUAUGGCAAGGAAGGGAUGACAAUGUCAUAAUUACUUUAUUAAAAUAAGCAUGCUCCAAGAGCAAUGUGCCUUGCAAAACCUCAUUUUUU